CGCAGAGCCACACCAUAGGAAUUUGAAAGAGUUCUUUUGGAAGACUGUCCAGCAAGAUGUCCAAGAUCACAGUCGCCGGAGUGCGCCAGAAUGUUGAGCAGCUGCUCAACUACUCUCAGAAUGAGAAGAAGAGAAACUUCCUCGAGACCGUCGAGCUUCAGAUCGGUCUGAAGAACUACGACCCCCAGCGUGACAAGCGUUUCUCCGGCACCAUCAAGCUGCCCACCAUCCCCCGCCCCAACAUGAGCAUCUGUGUUCUCGGUGACCAGCACGAUCUCGACCGUGCCAAGCACUUCGGUGUUGACGCCAUGUCCGCUGAUGACCUCAAGAAGCUGAACAAGAACAAGAAGCUCAUCAAGAAGCUUGCUCGCAAGUACGAUGCCUUCGUCGCUUCCGACUCCCUCAUCAAGCAGAUCCCCCGUCUCUUGGGUCCUGGUCUUUCCAAGGCCGGAAAGUUCCCCACCCCCGUCUCCCACGCUGAGGACCUGGCUGGCAAGAUCAACGAGAUCAAGGCCACCAUCAAGUUCCAGCUGAAGAAGGUUCUCUGCUUGGGUGUUGCCGUCGGCAACGUUGGCAUGACCGAGGAUGAGCUCGUCGCCAACACCAUGUUGGCCAUCAACUACCUCGUCUCCCUCCUCAAGAAGGGCUGGCAGAACGUUGGUAGCCUUGUCCUCAAGGCUACCAUGUCUCCUCCCAAGCGUCUCUACUAAGGGACUCUUACGCUUUGCUGCGCUGGAGGUCUAGAGGGAUCAUCGAGUUUGGGAUUGUAUAGGCCUUAGUUGACUCUACGGGAAAUGUGACCCACGACUUUAUAUCCCUC
This is a messenger RNA of Aspergillus japonicus CBS 114.51, 820 nucleotides long. RefSeq names its product 60S ribosomal protein uL1. The record is from RefSeq and is a predicted model, not a curated record. The transcript has 4 exons. Gene Ontology annotation, biological process: translation. Gene Ontology annotation, molecular function: structural constituent of ribosome; RNA binding. Bases 57 to 710 code for a protein of 217 amino acids. Gene Ontology annotation, cellular component: large ribosomal subunit. NCBI's taxonomy places the organism in Eukaryota, Fungi, Ascomycota, Eurotiomycetes, Eurotiales, Aspergillaceae.